CAAGAGUGGAGUAUGAGGAGCUUCUUCAGCUAUAUAAUCCAGGCGUCUUCUCCUAGGGUUUUAUCCUUUCCCCACCUCGUAUUCAAAAUCAGUCAUUAAUGGCGUCUGCGGAUGUGGAGUUCCGGUGUUUCGUCGGUGGUCUGGCAUGGGCGACUACCGACCAAUCCUUAGAAGAAGCUUUCUCUCAAUAUGGAGAGAUUUUGGAAUCGAAGAUUAUCAACGAUCGGGAGACUGGCAGAUCUAGAGGAUUCGGAUUCGUAACUUUCAAGGAUGAGCAAGCGAUGAGAGACGCGAUUGAGGGGAUGAACGGACAGAGCCUCGACGGUCGUAACAUCACAGUCAACGAGGCGCAGUCUCGUGGAAGCGGCGGUGGCGGCGGUGGAAGACGUGAAGGUGGCGGUGGGUACGGUGGAGGAGGCGGUGGAUACGGAAGACGUGAAGGUGGUGGCGGUGGAUACGGUGGUGGUGGCGGUGGAUAUGGAGGUGGUGGCGGUGGAUAUGGAGGUGGUCGUGACCGUGGAUACGGCGGUGGCAGCGGUGGUGGCGGUGGAUACUCGAGGGGAGGCGGUGCUCCGGAAGUCACCACUAUCAUCAGACCGUUUAUUGUGUUCCGAUUGUCGACGACUAUUGGCCAGGUGGCUACAUCUUCCUUAGCUUCUCACAUCCGUCUAGAUUUUAGUCAGGUUCGAGAAUGUCACUGGCAUCUAUACUUCUAAACAAGGUUUAUGUAGGUGUUAAUUAUUGCCAUUAUCAUGCAAAAAGGUGUGAAAUUGGUUUCUGGGCAGAAAUUAGGCAGUCAAAAAUUGGUAAUGGAUCCAUCUUUUACUAGAAAACUUAAGCCAAUGAGAAUUAUUUUCUGGAAAACUUGAUUAUCAAUUAUGCAAUCAUGAGUAGAUCCUUAGC
Lactuca saligna is the source of this 903-nucleotide messenger RNA. The record is from the annotation of a GenBank genome assembly. Lineage: Eukaryota; Viridiplantae; Streptophyta; Magnoliopsida; Asterales; Asteraceae.